CCCGCUGCGUCCUGACACGAGACCAGAUCGAUCCAUGUAGUUUAAAGAUCUGCGGUCUGCGGACGUCAACACGAGUGGUGGCGGACCUCAACGCUGCCUGCUAACACUAGCCUGUUCAUGUAAACAACACUGAAGAAUGUGAUUUAAAAGUUUUUUUUUUUUUAACCGCUUUUCUUUUGUUUGCUCACUAUGACGCAGCCGGCAGAGAAAGUGUAUUACCGCUUUAUGGUGCUGUUCUUCAACUGCCUGCUGACGUUCGGCUCCUACUUCUGCUUUGACAUCCCCAGUGUUUUGCAGGAUCAGUUUCAAGGGAACCUCACAUGUCCCAAUGCAACAGUGAUCAAUGGGACAGUGGACUGUGUGGAAGGAUUGGGGAUGAGCCCUCAGCAGUACAAUCUUCUCUACGCCAUCUAUGCUUGGACGAAUGCAGUAGUGGUGGUCCUGGCCGGGUUCCUGAUUGACAAGUUAGGAAACCGCUUUGGAGUAUUUCUGUUCUCCUUCCUGUGUGUUUUGGGCUCAUCGUUGUUUGCACUGGGCUCUCACUUCAAAGGAACUCCCUAUCUGCUGCCACUUAUGCUCACAGGCCGACUACUGUUUGGAUCAGGCAAUGGAUCUCUGACUAUUGUUCAGAACCGCAUCACAGCCUUCUGGUUCAAAGGAAAGGAGCUGGCCUUGGCUUUCGGUCUGACCCUGGCUUUCUCUCGCCUGGGUUCAGUCCUGAACUUCUUCCUCACCCAGAAAUUUGAAGAAAAAUAUGGCAUGCAGUGGACCCUCUGGGGUGGUGCACUAUUGUGUGUGCUGGGCUUUAUAUCCGCCAUUAUUGUCAGUACCCUGGACAAGAUCGGGAUGAGGCAGCUGGGCGUUGAUGGCGCCAUCCAGGAGGAGUCCCGCAAAGUGAGGAUUCAGGAUGUGAGGCUCCUGUCGCUAAGAUACUGGCUGCUGGUCCUCACCAUCAUGUUCUUCUACAACGGCAUCUUCCCGUUCAUCGCAGAUGCCAGUAAGUUCAUUCAGGAUAAGUACAACGGCUACAGUCAGAAAGAGGCGGCAUAUAUCGCCGGGGCGGUUUAUGACAGCUCACUGGUCCUCUCAGCCAGCGUGGGCAUUCUCAUCGAUUAUGUAGGUCUGAGGGGCAUCUUUGCGGGGGCCUGUGCCGUCCUCACGCUGCCUGUGUUUGGACUCCUGGCUUUCACCUUUGUCCCUCCUCUCGUCUCCACUAUAUGGCUGGGAGUCACCUACUCAUUUGCUGCUGCGAGCAUGUGGCCGUCUAUUCCCCUCGUGGUACCUCAGGCGACUCUGGGAACAGCCAUGGGUCUGGCCACCUCCAUACAGAUGGUUGGGAUUGGGGUGUCCAACCUGGUUGUUGGGCAGAUUUUGGGCACCAAGUCGAGUGAAACUAAAAUCCCGCUGUGGCGCUGGCAGAGGAUGAUGAUCUUUAUGUUGGCCAACACCAUCGGCUGCAUCGUCACCUCAGUGCUGCUCAACAUUGUGGACCACAGACAGGGCGGGACCCUGAACAAGACAACCAAGAGGUCAGAGCAGGCAGAGAGAGACUCCGACAGGGAGCCGCUCAACCAGGGAGAGGACGAGCAAAAUGAGGACGAGGACGACGCGGUCGGAUCUCGUUCUAUCAACUCCUAAGUUUUGUUCCCUCAAAUUUGAAUAUUUCUGUCUUUUUUUUUUUUUUUUUUUAUAUAUGUACCAUUUUUUAAAUUGAACACCUCACUGAAACCACAUUUGUCUGCGGUUGUUACAGCGGGUAAUUGAGCAGUUUAAUGAAUCACAAUAAAUCCCCGUUAAACAUUGUUUACACUCAAAUAGUAUUAAUACAUUAUAUGACAUUAUUGUUGAUUGUAUCAACACCAAGCUAUCAACUGCCACUGACUGUAAAUAAAUGUUUUAUCAUGAUAAAAGGCAAGUAAUAAAAAUGUGUUUUUAUGAUUUUUUGUCUUUAAAAAAAAGAAAUAUUUGUCCUCAUUAUUCUGUGUUGAUCAUUGUUAGAGACUUCACCAUGUUCUGGAAGAAGGGAAUUUGAUCUACUUACAUUGUCAAAACAGCUAAAUUAAAAAGCUGUUUGCCUUUUUGAUCGUGUGAUCUUUGCUACUUAUCUAAAAAAUAAACUUUAUGCCUACA
Messenger RNA from Morone saxatilis (striped sea-bass), 2130 nucleotides. RefSeq names its product major facilitator superfamily domain containing 1-like (gene mfsd1l). The transcript is spliced from 13 exons. Lineage: Eukaryota; Metazoa; Chordata; Actinopteri; Moronidae. The record is from RefSeq and is a predicted model, not a curated record. Gene Ontology annotation, biological process: transmembrane transport. Gene Ontology annotation, molecular function: transmembrane transporter activity. Bases 190 to 1638 code for a protein of 482 amino acids.